This is a messenger RNA of Chelonus insularis, 2076 nucleotides long. Its product is annotated as glutamate receptor ionotropic, delta-1-like. NCBI's taxonomy places the organism in Eukaryota, Metazoa, Arthropoda, Insecta, Hymenoptera, Braconidae. The record is from RefSeq and is a predicted model, not a curated record. Gene Ontology annotation, cellular component: membrane. The transcript is spliced from 10 exons. Gene Ontology annotation, molecular function: ligand-gated monoatomic ion channel activity. Bases 1 to 1863 code for a protein of 620 amino acids.
AUGUCAGAAAAUAGUGCAAUGAUAAUUCGAUCGAAUGACGUAUAUGGAGGUCUUAUAAAAAGUAUAUAUGAUUAUUUCCACUGCAAAUCUAUUACAUUAAUUUAUGCAUCCUCUUUACAUUCAACUACUUCUUUAGGAUUAGAGAUGGAGACAAAGUUGAUGACACUGAAUUUAUUUCUUAGCCAAAAGCUUCAUAUUCAGACAACGAUAAUUGAUAUCAGAAAUUUCCCAUUACAAAUCAACAAUAAUAUUGAAGAAAUGACGAAUCCACUCUUUAUUAUUUUAAAUGACUUGGAUGAUAUAAAAUCGCUACUAGCAACAACAAUAUUUACGCCAUCAGCAAGCUUAUCACUACGAGGCACAUGGCUUAUUUUCUUUAAAGACGUCACAGAAGUUAAAACAUUCUGUAGUAAUUUUUCUAUACCUUAUAAUCUUCAAGUACUGAUAACAAUGAAAAAUAUUAAUGAACCUAAAGGUGAAUCAAUAAUAGAAGUUUAUCAUCUUGGGAAUAAAUUGAAAUAUCAACUUUAUGGAUCAUGGAAUAUAGAUACUGGAUUAAUACCACCAAAAUUAUCUUUGUUGCAACGCAGAAGUAAUUUAGAAGGUCUACCACUUCGUGCUGCUAUAUCAACGAUACUAUAUGAACCGAAAAAUUCUAUUUAUUCAGAAAAUCUCAUUUUUCUUGAAAUGAUCCAACCUCUAUCAGAAAUGAUGAAUUUUACUCCAAUCAUGAAAUGGGAACUUUUACUUGGCUAUUGUACAAGUGACACAAAAUGCACUGGUGUCAUGUCUGAACUAGUUAAGAAAAAUAUUGAUAUUUGUUUUUCACCCAUAAUUCUAUCAAGCAAUAGACUCAAGUAUAUCGAUAUGACUAUGAAUUUUUAUUCAAACAAGUUGUUUCUGUAUAUGAAGAAACCUGACCAAAAAUCAAGAUGGAAAGAAUAUCUCAGACCUUUUGAAUUUGACGUUUGGAUUUCUAUAAUUAUUGUAAUGUUGUUAAGUAGUAUUAUUCUUUUUCUUAUGGAAAUGAUAUAUAAUACAGAUGAUGAAUUAAGAUCAUGGGCACGGUUGAACAUAAAGACUCCUAAUUUUCUUAAUUGUAUGUUUAAAGUAUUUGGUAUAAUAUGUGGAAAAGAAACUGGUAAAUCACGGUCGACACCAAUGAGAACAAUUCAAGUAACCAUACAAAUAACUUCAGUUUUAAUUGUAACAUCUUAUUCAGCUAAACUCAUUCAAUCUCUAACCACUGGUAUCAUGGUGACACCUCCUUUUUCUUCUGUAGAUGAUUUUCUGAAUGAUAAAACGUACAGGCUAAGAAUACCUGUGUGGUCUGAUCAUUUGAAUGAUUUUUUAAAUUCUACUGUUAUACAAGAGCAGAAAAUAAUAGCAAAGAUAUUGAAAGAAAAAUCGUUACCAAAAUCUGAAGUGGAAGGGCUAACACAGAUGUGUCAUAUUUAUAAAUGUGGAUUUUUAUCAUAUAGAGGAAUAUUAAAAAGAUAUAAUUUUCCUGAUAACUGUGAAGUAUUAUCUAUUGGAUCUGUAUUGACAGUUCACUAUUCAAUGGGGCUGCAAAAAAGAAGUCCCUUCCGAGAAGUUAUUAAUUAUCAGUUCUAUCGUAUGCACGAAUUUGGAUUUGUACAACGAAUAAUCAAUAAUUUAAAGCCAGAACUAACUAGAACAAGAUUAACAAAUAAAUGGAUACCAGUUCAACUCUCUCACGUCUAUCCUGUCAAUAUUUUUUUUAUUAUUAUGAUAAUUUCAAGUCUUAUUUUAUUGUAUGGAGAAAUAAUGAUUGAUGACAGAAUGAAAAGAACGAACCGAAUAUUAAAAAAAGCUCCACGUCAAUUACGUAAAACUACAUAAAGAUUUUGGACGAACGAAAGCACUGAAUUUUAUCUCGAUUUUCAGAAUCAAUAAAUAUAGUUUUAAACUUUUUUCAAUACAAUAACUUUCGAUGCUAUAAAGAUAAAGAUUGAACACCUUUGUUUGUCACAUAGUUCUAGAAUUGAAAAGUACAAAUAAUCUGAUGUACUUCAAUAUUUUUCACCAAUUGUAGUUAGUUUGCUCAAGCAUUUG